Molecule: messenger RNA, 357 nt
Organism: Ostertagia ostertagi
Lineage: Eukaryota; Metazoa; Nematoda; Chromadorea; Rhabditida; Trichostrongylidae
Source: the annotation of a GenBank genome assembly
AUGUUGCAUUUCCAGGCAAUGAUUGAUUACACGAUUUUCGAAUGUGAAAUCGAGCCGACAUGUGAAAAAGAUCCGUCGCGAAUCCCUUCAAAGCGAGACGACGACGCCCUGCAGAUCACUUGUCCUUUGGCCAGAGACCGUCGGCUGCAAACACUUCGCAAACAUCUCGAGCAGGUGUACGAAGCAGAUCGAGCACUUCUGCGGAAAAUGAGCCAUUGCACCGCAUACACGCAAAUGACUGAAAUUGUUGCCGGUUUGAAAGUCGUUCGACUACUUGAAAAAGCCGUCCAACGACGGAUCUUCAAUCAUCUCAAAGAAAGUUCACGGCUUAAAUCGGCGACGCAGAACUCCAGAUGA